Molecule: messenger RNA, 627 nt
Organism: Ipomoea triloba (trilobed morning glory)
Lineage: Eukaryota; Viridiplantae; Streptophyta; Magnoliopsida; Solanales; Convolvulaceae
Product: bidirectional sugar transporter SWEET12-like
Exons: 3
Coding region: 1-627 (208 amino acids)
Biological process (GO): carbohydrate transport
Cellular component (GO): membrane
Molecular function (GO): sugar transmembrane transporter activity
Source: RefSeq, a predicted model, not a curated record
AUGGAUAGGUUAACAUUUUGGAAGCUGGUGAAGAAGAAGAUAUCAGCAGAGGGUUACAAUGCAGUCCCCCAUAUGUGCCAAUUGGUGUGCAGAAGCCUAUGGGUUUUCUAUGGUUUUCUUGUUCCAUUUGAUGGUUUACUUAUUAUCACAGUAAAUUCUGUUGGUGUGCUCUCCCAAAUUAUUUAUGUCAUAAUUUACCUCGUUUAUGCUCCCAUGGAUAAAAAGAUAAGUGUGAUUAAGACGAGAAGUGUGGAAUACAUGCCAUUCAUAGUCUCACUUUUCUUGCUUCUAAACGCGGCUGCAUGGUUUGCAUUUGCUAUGUUUCUUAUGGAUCUUUAUAUCAUUGUGCCAAACGUAAUUGGAAUCAUGUCGGGCAUAGCUCAACUUAUUAUUUACAUGAUUUACAAGAAGAAAUCGAGUAAGGUGAUAUCAACUGAAAUGGCGGAGGUUCAUGAAGAAGGCAUCAAUGUGGAAGAGUUGAAGGAGACUUCAGAUAAUAAUGCCAGUAAACAUACAUCUCCUAGGGCUAGGAGGUUAUCAAGCAUUCGAAAUAUAAUGAGAACUAUUUCCACAAUUUCAAUGAGCCAAGAUCCUGACAGCCAUUCUUCUUAUAUUCUUGUCCCAUGA